UAGACUCUUGGUUUUGCUGAGAAGAGAGAACUAAACUGGUACAGCAGCUCACACACUUUCACUGUAACUAUCACUGUUUCAGUAGCCUACAUUAAUAUACUUAUUCACAGCUAUGGCUCUCGCACUUGACUUAAACAACGAGGUAUUCAGCUCCUUCUUAUUUUACGCGACUCUGCUUCUACUCAAGAUGUACGCAGUGGCAAUCCUAACUGGACAGCUCCGUUUGCGCAGAAAGGCUUUUGCUAACCCGGAGGAUUCGCUGCGUCACGGGGGGUUGAAAUUCUGCCGCGAGGAUGCUGAUGUGGAGCGCUGCAGGAGGGUUCAUCACAAUGAUAUGGAGUGUAUCUACCCUUUCCUGUUCAUCGGGGCCCUGUACUGCAUGCUUGACCCCAGCCCAUCCAUCGCCAGGCUUCACUUCCGCAUCUUCUUCCUGGCUAGACUGGUCCACACUGUGGCUUACCUGUUCGCUCUAAAAGCCCCUACCCGCUCUUUAGCCUACACUGUUGGGCAAAUCCCCUGCUUCUCAAUGGCCUUCAAGAUUGUGGUCAACAUCGCCUCCUACUGGUGAAGAACCCGUAGGAGCACAAUCAUGGUUUCAACCAUUCCAUUCAUGGCAGUCCUUUUUGGGCUAUUUGGUUUUGCUCUGCUGUAGUUUUAAGAUGGAGAGGAGCUAGUCUUGAACUAGCAAGCUUAUUUAAAGUGCAUCCAGGAGAGAGCAAACAGGGCAGGCUGUCCCGCUGAAGUCCAUUUUCAAGACUUCUGAAUUAAACUUCCAUUGGUAGAUUGGUUCUACAGGGUGGUAAUAUACAUAACAAAAGAAUCACAAAGGGAUGUAAUACAUAUCAUAUCAUAUGACAUCAUACCAUCAGAUAGACAGUAUGCUAUCAUUUUAGGACCACUGUUGGUACUGUGUACAAAUUGUGAAGAAAUGCUGUGGUUAGCUAGUGGCCCUGAUUUUAAUGUACUGAAUUCAUUCCAGUUAAAAUGUCCCUGUUUGGGUUCAUUCUACAGUAAAUUAAUAUGUAAAUAAUACUUACAAAAGCCGUGGUGAUUGUCAAUAUCUAUUAAUGCAUUACUGUGUUUUGUAUGUAUGAAUAAUGUUUGAAUGUGUAUUUAAAUAAAUUAAUGUUUUUGCUAA
Molecule: messenger RNA, 1138 nt
Organism: Polyodon spathula (Mississippi paddlefish)
Lineage: Eukaryota; Metazoa; Chordata; Actinopteri; Acipenseriformes; Polyodontidae
Product: prostaglandin E synthase-like
Exons: 3
Coding region: 113-568 (151 amino acids)
Biological process (GO): prostaglandin biosynthetic process
Cellular component (GO): membrane
Molecular function (GO): prostaglandin-E synthase activity
Source: RefSeq, a predicted model, not a curated record